Molecule: messenger RNA, 1391 nt
Organism: Cynara cardunculus var. scolymus (artichoke)
Lineage: Eukaryota; Viridiplantae; Streptophyta; Magnoliopsida; Asterales; Asteraceae
Product: zinc finger protein CONSTANS-LIKE 2
Exons: 2
Coding region: 1-1149 (382 amino acids)
Biological process (GO): regulation of flower development
Cellular component (GO): nucleus
Molecular function (GO): zinc ion binding; protein binding
Source: RefSeq, a predicted model, not a curated record
AUGUUGGAUCAAAGCAGUACUUUGUGUUUAAAAAGCAGUACCACCUGGGCUCGCGUUUGCGACACCUGCCGCUCCGCCCCCUGCACCAUCUACUGCCGCCCCGACGCCGCCUACCUCUGCACCGCCUGCGACGCCCGGAUCCACGCCGCCAACAAGCUCCAGUCUUCCCAGCACGAACGUGUCUGGGUCUGUGAAGCCUGUGAGCAAGCUCCGGCGGCUUUUAUAUGCAAGGCGGACGCCGCCUCCCUCUGCACCACCUGUGACGCCGAUAUCCAUUCUGCAAACCCUCUUGCUCGCCGGCACCACCGCGUCCCGGUGAUGCCGAUUCCAGGCGCACUUUAUGGACCUCAGGCUACUGAUCCCAGGUCUGUGAUGGGGUUAGGAGUGGAAUCUGAAAGUGGGUUUUUGUCACAUGAAGCUGAGGACGCCAUUGAUGAUGAGGAUGAAGAUGAAGCAGCUUCGUGGUUGUUGUUUGAUGCUCUGCCGAAGAAUAGCCAGAACCAGAGUGGAAAAGAGAAUGGGUUUUUGUUUAAUGGAGAGGGAGGUGAUGAUGAGUAUUUGGAGUUUAUGGAAUUUGGUAAUGAUGAUCAGGCGCCGCAGCAACAAUGCUAUAAGGCGGCGGAGAAGAUGUAUGGCGGUGGCGACGCCGAUAGUGUGGUGCCGGUUCAGAAGAAUCACCAUCAAUUCCACCACCAGGAUUUCCAACACCAGAAGUUUCAGUUGGGAAUGGAGUAUCAUGAGACCUCGCACGCCGCCGGUGGUUAUGGCUAUCCUCCGCUUUCACACAGUGUUUCCAUGUCAUCGUUGGAAGUUGGAGUCGUACCUGAUUCAACAAGAACCGAUGCUUCACUAUCACAUCCUAGACCGUCGAAAGGGACGAUUGAUCUAUUUUCAAACCCUCCGGUUCAGGUGCCAACCCAACUCAAUCCAAUGGACCGUGAAGCAAGAGUCUUAAGGUACAGAGAGAAGAAGAAAACAAGAAAAUUUGAAAAAACCAUUCGCUAUGCAUCAAGAAAAGCUUAUGCGGAAACAAGACCCAGGAUCAAAGGUCGUUUUGCGAAAAGAACCAACGCAGACGUCGACGUGGACCAAAUGUUCCCCACGAAUCAUAUGGUACAAGGCGGAUAUGGAAUUGUCCCUUCGUUUUAAAUACGAACGGAAAAUAGGCAUCCUUGUUUUAGCAAAAGGGUUUGAUGGCUUCGACACAAAUGAACAUCAAACUUAAGAUGAUUAGCAUCAUCUUAGGAAACGAGAAUUAAUCGACUUAUGGGUUCCCUUUAAUUGUAAACGUAAUACAAAAUACACAUUUUCUGUAUUUUAAUCGUUCGUUUCAUAUAUAUAUUUUGAUGUUGUGGGAAUCUUGUAAUAAACCUUGUAACUUUGCCUUCCAA